CCGCCGCCGCCGCCGCCGCCGCCGCCUCCGCCGCCUCCGCCUCCGCCGCCUCCGCCUCCGCCUCCCAGCCUCCGCCAUGGACCUGUUCGGGGACCUGCCGGAGCCCGAGCGCUCGCCGCGCCCGGCUGCGGGGAAAGAAGCUCAGAAAGGAUCUCUGCUCUUUGAUGAUCUCCCUCCGGCCAGCAGUACUGACUCAGGAUCGGGGGGACCUUUGCUUUUUGAUGAUCUCCCACCAGCCAGCAGUGGUGAUUCAGGUUCUCUUGACACUUCGAUAUCCCAGGUGGUAAAGAAUGAAGGGAAAGGAGCAAAGAGAAAAACCUCUGAAGAAGAGAAGAAUGGCAGUGAAGAGCUUGUGGAAAAGAAAGUUUGUAAAGGCUCUUCGGUGAUCUUUGGUUUGAAAGGCUAUGUAGCUGAGCGGAAGGGCGAGCGGGAGGAGAUGCAGGACGCCCAUGUCAUCCUGAAUGACAUCACCGAGGAGUGUAGGCCCCCCUCCUCCCUCAUUACCCGGGUUUCAUAUUUUGCUGUUUUCGAUGGACAUGGAGGAAUUCGAGCCUCAAAAUUUGCUGCACAGAAUUUGCAUCAGAACUUAAUCAGGAAAUUUCCUAAAGGAGAUGUAAUCAGUGUAGAGAAAACCGUGAAAAGAUGCCUCUUGGACACUUUCAAGCAUACUGAUGAAGAAUUCCUGAAGCAAGCUUCAAGCCAGAAGCCUGCCUGGAAAGAUGGGUCCACUGCUACCUGUGUUCUGGCUGUAGACAACAUUCUUUAUAUUGCCAACCUCGGAGAUAGUCGGGCAAUCCUGUGUCGUUACAAUGAGGAGAGUCAAAAACAUGCAGCCUUAAGCCUCAGCAAGGAGCAUAAUCCAACCCAGUAUGAAGAACGAAUGAGAAUACAGAAGGCUGGAGGGAAUGUCAGGGACGGGCGUGUCCUGGGUGUGCUGGAGGUGUCCCGCUCCAUUGGGGAUGGGCAGUACAAGCGCUGUGGGGUCACUUCUGUGCCAGAUAUCAGACGCUGCCAGCUGACCCCCAACGACAGGUUUAUUUUGCUGGCCUGUGAUGGCCUCUUCAAGGUCUUUAACCCAGAAGAAGCCGUGAACUUCAUCUUGUCCUGCCUUGAGGAUGAGAAGAUCCAGAGCCGAGAAGGGAAGCCCGCCGUGGACGCCCGCUACGAAGCCGCCUGCAACAGGCUGGCCAACAAGGCGGUGCAGCGGGGCUCGGCGGACAAUGUCACCGUGAUGGUGGUGCGGAUAGGGCACUGAGGUGCUGCGGGCCGGGGCGCAGCGUGGUGUUCACUUCCAAUGUUCACUUUGUGUGUUGUGCACAUUAUGUGUUUCGUGUACUCCUGUGGGAUUCCCAUGGUUGUAAAUAAAGGUUUCGUUUUUUUUUUCUAGA
Messenger RNA from Delphinapterus leucas (beluga whale), 1388 nucleotides. RefSeq names its product ILK associated serine/threonine phosphatase (gene ILKAP). Gene Ontology annotation, biological process: protein dephosphorylation. The record is from RefSeq and is a predicted model, not a curated record. Lineage: Eukaryota; Metazoa; Chordata; Mammalia; Artiodactyla; Monodontidae. Gene Ontology annotation, molecular function: protein serine/threonine phosphatase activity; cation binding.